This is a messenger RNA of Caenorhabditis remanei, 258 nucleotides long. RefSeq lists its product as uncharacterized. The record is from RefSeq and is a predicted model, not a curated record. Gene Ontology annotation, molecular function: mRNA binding. Bases 1 to 258 code for a protein of 85 amino acids. NCBI's taxonomy places the organism in Eukaryota, Metazoa, Nematoda, Chromadorea, Rhabditida, Rhabditidae. The transcript is spliced from 3 exons. Gene Ontology annotation, cellular component: mRNA cleavage and polyadenylation specificity factor complex.
AUGUCUGGUCAAGGAUUCUCUGUCUACGUCGGAAACGCUCCAUUCCAAACUUCCGAGGAAGAAAUCGGAAAUUUCUUCAGCAAUGUUGGAAAUGUGACAAACGUCAGAAUCGUCUAUGACCGCGAGACUGGGCGACCAAGAGGAUUCGCAUUCGUCGAGUUCGCUGAUGAGGCCGGAGCUCAAAAGGCUGUCCAAGAACUCAAUGGAGCCGAGUUCAAUGGAAGACAACUUCGCGUCAACCUUGCUAACAACAAGUAG